Molecule: messenger RNA, 2431 nt
Organism: Neurospora tetrasperma FGSC 2508
Lineage: Eukaryota; Fungi; Ascomycota; Sordariomycetes; Sordariales; Sordariaceae
Exons: 2
Coding region: 1-2409 (802 amino acids)
Cellular component (GO): nuclear inner membrane
Molecular function (GO): chromatin binding
Source: RefSeq, a predicted model, not a curated record
AUGUCGGACGUCGAGAACGUUGAUUAUCUCCAGCCAGGCUUCGACCCUCGGUCGCUGACCGUCCCGCGCCUGCGCUCUAUCCUCGUCACCCAUCAGGUGCCAUAUCCCAGCACGGCAAAGAAGAGCCAGCUUGUCGACUUGUUCAACGAGCAUGUGGUGCCUCUGUCCAAGAAGUAUCUAGCGAGCCGCACUGCUAAGAGGUCUAGCAAAGGUAUUGUCGAUGCUGACACGCAGAGCUCGGCGAGCACCGACUUCGACCAGGAGCUGCCGCCUCCUUCUCGAAGCACUCGCCGCUCGCGAUCGCCGCGCAAGGUAUCGAGGGUGAAACUGGAGGAGGAUGUCCAGGAAAGCCACGCUCCUGUGACGCCGGCAGCUGCUCGUGGGACCACAAGCCAAAGGGUAUCCCGCUCUGCAGCAUCACACGUAUCUCAUGCGCCGAGUGUUUCCGACACAGAUGAUACAGGCCACGAGGCGGAGACGUCCUUUCAAGAAACAUCCUAUCAAGAAACACCAUCUACGCUCGGUAGGAACUUGCGUACGACGCCGGCUGUUAAGCACGAAUCCGACGACGAUUUCUUCAAGCGAACCCCCGCGACUGCGAGCGUAUUCACGAAUGACAACCCCUUCCAGGCCGGAAGUCCUGCGGCACCUCCUUCGACCAUGAAGACUCCGAGCCAUCGUCGCAAAACGAGCGCGUUGGAUUCUACUUACACCAGAACCCCUUCUACUGUCGCUUCGCGAAGACGAACAGAUGGCCCGCAAUACGAGGAGCUAGAGACGCCCGACACGACAUCAUCGAUCAGGAGUUACGAGCCCAGCUCGACGUCUACGGUCAGGACAUAUCAAUUGCCAUUUGGAAAGCACUCGAUGCCCAAGACCCCGAGGUCACCCGAAUACUCUGAAAUGUCCAUGAUGUCCAAUGUUGCGGACUCCUCGUAUAUCGUGGACUCAUCAUAUGUCGAAACGGGAGAAGAGUUUACUCCAGACGAGCAGUUGGCUUUAAUGCAAGAGGAGAUAGACAAUCCUGCUCUGGCUGUGCAAAGGAACAAGCAAGUUAGCCGUAGGGAAAGAAGUCCUUUGACCACUCCAUUGUGGGUCCUCCUCACCACUCUCUUGGUCGCUUACGCGGGCUGGUACCGACAAGAGAAGAUCGCGGUCGGGUACUGUGGUCUUGGGCGCGAAUCGCGCCCGCUUGUCGGACGAAGUAUCAAAUUGCCUGACUGGGCGACAGAAGUAACCGACAAGAUUGGCCUCCACGAUUUCGAGGUCCCUGAAUGGGCUGGACCGUUCCUCGAACCCGACUGCGAACCGUGCCCUCCGCAUGCCUACUGCUACGAAGCUUUCAUUGCCCGCUGCGAGCCUGGCUUCGUUCUCAAGCCCCACCCGCUCGCUCUCGGAGGUCUCAUUCCUCUGCCGCCUACUUGCGAGCCCGACGGCGAGAAGGCGCGCAAGGUUCAAGCGGUUGCCAACAAGGCCGUUGAGGAGCUGCGGGAUCGUAGAGCCAAGUACGAGUGUGGCGAGCCCUUAGAGCCCGAGGGCAAGCCUCUGGAAAGCCCUGCGAUCGACGAGCAAGAGCUUAAGGAGUCUCUGAGCAAGAAGCGGAGCAAGCGGAUGGCAGCCGAGGAGUUUGAGGAACUUUGGGCCGCGGCCUUGGGAGAAGUCAAGGCUCGGGAUGAGGUUGAAGUCCACGUAACGGACUCCUACUACGAAAAAGGAGAUACCUCUGGCUUUCCAACCACCAAGCUAUCGUCCAGCUCUCUCGCUCGCCUUCCGUACACCUGCGCGCUCCGCCGAUCCGUCAAGCUUGGACUGGCUCGACAUCGACUCAGCAUUGGUGGAGUGAUCCUAUCCCUUCUCUCCCUCAUCUACGGCCGCAACGCCUACCGCACGCACCGCGCCGUCGCCCGCCAGAUCCCCGGUCUGGUCGACCAGGUUCUCGACCGCCUGGCUCUCCAGAAGGAGAUCGCCUUUGAGUCGGAAGGUGAUGAUGACGCCUUUCUGUUCUUGCCCAACCUACGCGACGACGUGCUGCGGUCCGUACACCGCCUCGCCGAGCGCGAGCGUGUGUGGAAGAAGGUCGCGGCUGUCGUGGAGCAGAACAGCAACGUGCGCACGGGCCAGCGCGAGAGCAGCAGCGGUGAGAUCGCCCGCGCGUGGGAGUGGAUCGGCCCCAGCAGGCCUGGGAUCACGGGCGGCGAGGCUAGGAGGCGUUUGAAGUCCAACAAUGGUUACAGAGUUUCUUGGGGCCCGGAUGUCAAGACUGAGGCUGAGGUGGAGGAGGAGCAGCAGCAGGUGGUGAAGGGGGAGGAGGAUCAGCAGAAGUAUGAGACUCCUACUCAUCCGCCUGCGAGGGCAGGCGGUAGUAGGUUUGGUUUCAGGAAGUGGACUGAAGGGAGGCCAAUUUACUAGAUGGCUCAUGUCAUGUCCGUCC